AUGUAAAAACGGAUAAAUUAAAUAAAAACGAAAACUAAACAAAAAAAACUAUAGAUGUCUAGAGGUUAAAUAAUAAAAUAUGAGGUAGAUAUGUACGAAAGCAAAUCGAAAAGAAAAAACGAUAAACGCAAACAAAAUCAACAAUCUCCAAUAGCAGAUUAUGAAAAUGAUAAAAAAAAGGUUGGCAGGUGGACACCUGAAGAGGAUGAGAAGCUUUAAAAAUUGAUUGAAGGUUUUCUAUUGAAUUUUAUUUGUAGAAUAUGGAGAAAAGAGUUGGCGAAUCAUUAGUGAUAUGAUGGAAGGUCGAAGUGCCAUACAGUGUUUGCACAGAUGGACUAAAAUACUUAAACCAGGACUGAAGAAAGGUAUAUUUACUGUGUUUAUAGUUUAGGACCUUGGUAAGAUGAUGAGGAUGAGAAGCUAUUAGAAUGGGUCAAGAAUAAUGGGCCUUGUAAAUGGUCUUUGUGUGCUGAAAAUAUUGCAGGAAGGUCAGGAAAACAGUGUAGAGAACGAUGGUUCAAUAAUCUCAAUCCAAAUGUUAAAAAAGGAGGCUGGACAUCUGGUUUUUAUCUAAUCACUAUUCGUAGAGGAGGAUCAUGAAAUAUUUAAAGGAUAUCUAUAGUACUCAUCAUCUUGGUCAAAAAUUGCUAAGAACUUAUUAGGUAGAACUGAAAAUUCGGUUAAGAAUAGGUUUUAUUCCACUGUGAGAAAAUUAUUGGCUGAUUAAGAAAAAAAUGGGAUAUCACUUAAAGUAAAUCCAUUUUAUUAAUUUUAGAUGCUUGAGGCACAAGGAGAAAAUGGCACUUCUGCUUUAUAGACCUUUGUAAAAGAGCAUCUAUAAAAAUAUGAAUAACAAAUGUAAAUGUAAGUGGAAUAAGAAGAACCAGAAUCAGAUAAAUCAAUGUAAGAUGAAAAAGUAGAAGAAUCUGAAAUGAAAUCUGAAGAUGAUGAUGAUAGUAAAUCAAGAAAGAAAAUGCAAGCAGAAACAUAUUAAGAAUAGAAUCUACUUUAUAGAUUACUUAAAUAAUAAGGAGGGCCAAUAAAAAGAACAUCAUGUAUGAAAGAUUAUUCAACAAUAUAUAAAAAAUAUAAAAAAAGGUAUAAUCAAAAAAAGAAAGAUAAAAAAUUAUCAGAUAAAGUAGAGAAUCUUAGAAAGAUGAUACUUAAAAAAGAAGAUUAUAAAAAUUCAUCUGAAGAAAAAGAAUUAGAUUUUUAAUAAAAUCUUGAAUAAUAAUUAGCUAAUUUUUCUUAAUAAAAAAUGGAUGCUUAAUCUUAAAAUGGUGAUUCUGAUAAAAUGAAUGAAUUUUAAGAAAAAUUAUUGGCAUUUUUCAAUCAACAAUUAAAUGAAGUAAUGAAAAAAUUUUAUGUUGAAAUGGGGGAUCCUAAAUAAUAAGCUAAAUGGCAAAUGAUACUUGCUUCUGAUGAUAAUAAAAUCUAAUAGUAGUAAUAAUAAUAAUAAUAACAAUAAUAACAACAAUAAUAAUAAUAAUAAUAAUAGUAAUAAUUAUAAGAAAGUAAAAAAAAAACUAAAAGAUAAAUGGCAAAGAGUGCAAAAGUCAAAGAAGAAGAAGUUGAAUAAAAUUAAAUGGUUAUGAAUACAUUUUUACAAAAAUUUAAUCAUCUUGGUUAAAUAGGAAUUACUCAAUUAGGGUACUAUUUUAAUAAUAAAUAUUUAGAGCUAAUGUAAAUGAAGGGAAAAAUGAAACUGAAAAUUAAAUGGUAUAGGAUGCUAAAAUUGAUUAAAAAAUGUUGUUCCUUAUUAGUUAGUUACACACUUUAGAGAAUAUGUUAGGAGAUACAAAAAAAGAAUUCAGCAGAUUAGAAGCUAGUCUUUAUGAAAAAAUCAAUAAUACUUCAUUUCACUCUAAUAAUUCGAGUGAAAAGAACUGA
Molecule: messenger RNA, 1890 nt
Organism: Paramecium primaurelia
Lineage: Eukaryota; Ciliophora; Oligohymenophorea; Peniculida; Parameciidae
Source: the annotation of a GenBank genome assembly